AGCAGGGAACCACAUCCGACCUCCGAGGAAGACUGACUUCUCUACAUCAUGGGGAGCACCUGCAUAUCAGGGGUAACACUGGGAGACAGUGAGGGUCUGACAGUGGAAAGAUCGCCUUCAAAUCAGGACCAACUCAUCAUUGACCUCACCACCCCACCAGCCUCCCCCACCCCUACGAGGUCUUCGCCCGCAUUCGGCUCUCUCUGGACUCCAGCUGCCCCUCCACCAUCACCGAGUACUGGGCCAUCUCAUGCAUUCAGCUCUCUUUGGACUCCACACACUGUUGGCGCUGAUCGAAUUGCGGUUGUUCCACCAUCAAGAUUGAACGAUCCUGAAAGAGAGGAAGAGGCUUCAGGAGUUGCAUCUGGGGUUGACCGCGAAGAGGAAGGAGGACAGCAAGCCUCUGCAGAAGACCGGAGCGAAGAUGUGCGCGGUGAGAGGAAUGAGGAAGAUGAUGAAGUGAGAAAUUAUUUCCUCAAUCAAGAGAAUGACUAUGAAGAUAUGACAGGGCACACCACCCGCAGCCUUACAAUCCCCCGCCUUGAAGACGCUGAAUCAGAUUUCUUCAACCAUGUAGUGCCGGUGAUUGAACAAGCGUUUGAGACAUUCAUAAAUGAUUCAUUCCUGUUAAAGGAACGCAUGCUCCUCACAGCCGAGCAAACCCGGAAGUACGGCGGAGCACCUUCUUAA
This is a messenger RNA of Salarias fasciatus (jewelled blenny), 690 nucleotides long. RefSeq lists its product as uncharacterized. The coding region runs from base 49 to 690 and encodes 213 amino acids. The transcript has 5 exons. NCBI's taxonomy places the organism in Eukaryota, Metazoa, Chordata, Actinopteri, Blenniiformes, Blenniidae. The record is from RefSeq and is a predicted model, not a curated record.